AGGAAAAGGCCCAGAGGCAAAGACAAAGUAAGCAUAUUGUCAACCUUCCUCGCUCCCUUCAAGUACCUAAGUCCUGGAACCACAAACACGGAGGAUGAAGACAAUCUAAGUACCAGCAGUGCUGAAGUGAAGGAAAACCGAAAUGUGAGCAACCUGGGGACUAGGGCCCUGCCCCCUGCAGACUGGGCCAGAGGCAGCACAACCAGCAUUAAAAGGAAAAGGCCACUGGAGGAAGGAAACGCGGGGCAUUUCUGCAAACUCCAGCUGAUCUGGAAGAAGCUCUCCUGGUCUAUGACACCCAAGAAUGCCCUGGUCCAACUGCAUGAGCUGAAGCCGGGUCUGCAGUACCGGAUGGUGUCACAAACGGGCCCGGUGCACGCCCCAGUCUUCGCAGUGGCUGUGGAAGUGAACGGGCUCACGUUUGAAGGCACGGGGCCCACUAAAAAGAAAGCCAAGAUGCGGGCAGCAGAGAUGGCCCUGAAGUCCUUCGUGCAGUUCCCCAAUGCGUUUCAGGCCCACCUGGCUAUGGGCAGUAGUACCAGUUCAUGCACUGACUUCACCUCUGACCAGGCUGACUUCCCAGACACGUUGUUCAAGGAGUUCGAACCAUCUUCAAGAAAUGAGGACUUCCCCGGCUGUCGUCCUGUCGACCCGGAGUUUCUGUCUUCCACCUACCGACGAGGACGACUGUUCUACCACACACUGGACCUCAUGGGCCAGGCUCUGCCUGACAGGUCCAGGCUGGCCCCUGGGGCUCUGGGCGAGAGGAACCCUGUAGUGGUGCUGAAUGAGUUACGCUCAGGUCUGCGGUAUGUGUGCCUCUCUGAAACAGCCGAAAAGCCCCGAGUCAAGAGUUUUGUCAUGGCUGUGUGCGUGGACGGGAGGACGUUCGAAGGCUCUGGACGCAGCAAGAAGCUGGCCAAGGGCCAGGCAGCACAAGCUGCUUUGCAGGCCCUCUUCGACAUCCGGCUGCCUGGCCACACACCCAGCAGGAGUAAAAGCAACCUCUUGCCACAGGAUUUUGCAGACUCUGUGUCCCAGCUGGUCACACAGAAGUUCCGUGAGCUGACAGUUGGCCUGACAUCUGUGUAUGCCCGCCACAAAACACUGGCAGGAAUCGUCAUGACAAAAGGCUUGGACACCAAACAGGCGCAGGUCAUCGUCCUGUCCUCGGGGACCAAGUGCAUCAGCGGUGAGCACAUCAGUGACCAGGGGCUCGUUGUCAACGACUGCCACGCUGAAAUUGUGGCCAGGCGGGCAUUUCUUCACUUCCUCUACACUCAGCUGGAGCUGCACUUGAGCAAGCAUCGAGAGGACUCCGAGAGAUCAAUAUUCGUUCGUUUAAAGGAAGGAGGCUACAGGCUUCGAGAAAACAUCCUCUUCCAUCUCUACGUGAGCACGUCCCCCUGCGGAGACGCCAGACUCAACUCUCCCUACGAAAUCACCACAGAUUUGAACAGCAGCAAACACAUCGUCAGGAAGUUCCGAGGCCACCUGCGCACCAAGAUUGAGUCUGGGGAAGGGACAGUCCCUGUCCGAGGUCCCAGUGCAGUCCAGACGUGGGAUGGCAUCCUGCUGGGGGAGCAGCUAGUCACCAUGUCCUGCACAGACAAGAUUGCCAGCUGGAACGUGCUGGGACUGCAAGGUGCUCUCCUCUGCCACUUCAUUGAGCCUGUGUACCUUCACAGCGUCAUUGUGGGAAGCCUGCACCACACGGGCCACCUUGCACGGGUCAUGAGCCACAGGAUGGAGGGCAUCGGCCAGCUGCCUGCCUCCUACCGGCAAAACAAGCCUCUCCUUAGUGGCGUGAGUAACACCGAGGCCCGGCAGCCAGGAAAGUCUCCCCAGUUCAGUGCCAACUGGAUCGUGGGCAGUGCCGACCUGGAGAUCAUUAAUGCCACAACUGGGAAGAGGAGCUGUGGGGGUUCAUCCCGGCUCUGCAAGCACGUGUUUUCUGCUCGGUGGGCACGGCUGCAUGGUAGGCUAAGCACACGGAUCCCUGGUCAUGGAGACACACCGUCCAUGUACUGUGAGGCCAAGCUGGGGGCCCACACCUACCAGUCUGUUAAACAGCAGCUCUUCAAGGCUUUUCAGAAAGCUGGUCUUGGCACCUGGGUGAGAAAACCACCAGAGCAAGAUCAGUUUCUACUAAGUAUCUAA
This is a messenger RNA of Arvicola amphibius (Eurasian water vole), 2160 nucleotides long. It is a transcript of the gene Adarb2, whose product is annotated as adenosine deaminase RNA specific B2 (inactive). NCBI's taxonomy places the organism in Eukaryota, Metazoa, Chordata, Mammalia, Rodentia, Cricetidae. Gene Ontology annotation, molecular function: tRNA-specific adenosine deaminase activity; double-stranded RNA adenosine deaminase activity; double-stranded RNA binding. The transcript has 10 exons. The annotation marks the transcript as partial. Gene Ontology annotation, cellular component: cytoplasm; nucleolus. The record is from RefSeq and is a predicted model, not a curated record. Gene Ontology annotation, biological process: RNA processing; adenosine to inosine editing.